GAACACUGGGGACAAGCACAAAGGGAAUCCUCUUAACCAGGUAAUCUCAGCACCCAUCUGCCGUUACUGUCAUCUGCCACAUCCACCCUGCACCAGUAUGUCAUUUCCCCGCUAGCCUCUGUCAACCAGCACAAGUUAAGACGAUGCUGCUGUCACCUCAGGCAGAGAGGAACUGGGAGGAUCUGUGUACAGUGCUCGAAGAUGUGCUGGAUGACCAGUCCCACAGGCAGCUGUUUGCCUUAGAGCUGGGCUCUGGAACAGGGCAACAUGUCAUUCGCUUUGCCCAGAAGUUACCCUUUGUCACCUGGCAGCCAUCAGACAUCAAAGAAGAGUCUCGGGAGAGUAUUAAGGCAUACAUCGCUGCCAUCAAUGCAAAGACUGUGCUGCAACCUGUUCACCUGGAUGCCCGUGAGCCGUGGGAGAAAUGGGCAGGCAUUCCACACAACUCCUGUGAUCUUAUUAUUGCUAUCAACUUAUUACAAUACAGCUCCUUCAAAACAGCAGAGGGUGUUUUCAGUGGCGCAGGUCAGAUCCUCAGAUCAAACGCACUUUUGAUAACAUAUGGGGUGUAUGCUAUUAAUGGCACCAUUAUACCAAGCUGCAAUGAACUCCUGGAUGCAGAGCUUCGAAAUUUAAAUCCAGAUUGGGGGCUUCCAGACAUUGAUGUGCUCAGACAGCUGGCCUAUGGGAAUGGGAUGCGUCUUGAGAGGAUGGUGAGUCACACACUAUUCACAGUUUGGGGAAUCGGUAAUAACUACGAGACUCAUACCUGUAAUGUUGCUUUGCAGAUUGAGAUGGAAGAAUACUACAAAUGCCUCAUCUUCAGGAAAAUUUAAAGAAGCCAAACUGCACAAAGGAGAGAAAUUAGCCCU
Molecule: messenger RNA, 872 nt
Organism: Scomber japonicus (chub mackerel)
Lineage: Eukaryota; Metazoa; Chordata; Actinopteri; Scombriformes; Scombridae
Product: methyltransferase-like 26 B
Exons: 6
Coding region: 144-836 (230 amino acids)
Source: RefSeq, a predicted model, not a curated record